Suillus discolor is the source of this 3600-nucleotide messenger RNA. RefSeq lists its product as uncharacterized. NCBI's taxonomy places the organism in Eukaryota, Fungi, Basidiomycota, Agaricomycetes, Boletales, Suillaceae. Bases 1 to 3600 code for a protein of 1199 amino acids. The record is from RefSeq and is a predicted model, not a curated record. The transcript is spliced from 12 exons.
AUGCCUGGAUACCUCGCGCUGCCCUUGAGGCAUGGGGACCUCCGUACCUCAAUUUACUUUCUACCUUCAUCUCUAUGGCUCCACGCUCAGAUACUCGUGCAGCCCAGCCCACAACGUCUGGGUUGGGUGUUCAGUUUGUCAUGUCAGUCCAUGGAAACCAAGGAACAAACGCAAAACCCAGACGCCAAAUUGGCAACUCUCCUCGCAGGAAAACUAAAUUCUGAACAAACGACCACAUGCCAGCUGGACAUGUUACCUACCGCUGUCUCGUCUGAGGAGAACAUGCCUGCCGAUGCUUGCGAGGACUUGUUUCUCUUUGAAGAUGAAGUCCCACCGCUUACUGAGCCUCAAGACUCGAUUCCACCGCUGAACACCUCUGAGUUCAUUCCAAAUCGCCGCAUUCUACCUGACAUCGCUGCCGCACGAUUAUAUGACACUUGGAAGAUACUGAUACCCACUCUCGUCGAUGUUCAGCUCGAGUAUACUCAGAGGACCGUUGGAAAAUUUGUCGAGCGACCUCCGACGAUUCUGUCUGCAUGUCACUCGCAGAAGUGUGCACAGAAACGCACAACUAUGAUUGGCUUGUUCUUCGAUGGCUUCACAACCCUCGACAUUUUGAGUUGCAGAUGUGCUACCGCACCUCAAGUCCUGGUUCUUCACAGUUUAUUCCCAACUUCCCCCUCCCAGCCAUGCAUGGCAGUAUCUACUGAGCUACUCACCUUCUAUCGAACACUCUUUGAGCGCUCAUGUGAUGCUGUGAAUGCUCUCGCAUCUGCCCUGCACACACACUACAUCCGCAGAGGUUUCCGCAUGACGAAUGCUAAGGGUGAAUUUAUCCAAGAACCUUUCUGGCAAAGUCUCGGUCAAGCUAUCUUAUGGUUUGAUGUCUUACAGGUGGAGCUCGAAUCCCAGCUAGAAUGCGCUGUUCAAGCAAGCCGAGACUUGGUAGAUGCCUCUCGAGAUCCCCCAGAGCAUCCCGCAUCAUAUGCGCCCACUGUAGACGUGGUUCCGCGUGAGCGCUGUGCCACAAUCCUUCUUCAGCGUUGUCCUGCUUGUUUUGGGGGGGUCUCAUUUGGAAGGCAGCUGGAAGAAGGUGGAGAUAUUCAUGUUGCUACUGAUGGGAACUUCCAUCAUCGACAUCGGCGUUCAGCAGGCGAUUCACCCCAUUUUUAUGAUCCCUCUUACUUCUUACCUAAAGCUCAGGUUGAUGACAUUGGGCGUCAUAUUGAUCGGAGUCGCAAGUCUGCACUGAAACCGCAUGCACCACUUGUACCCCAUGAGGCCAUUGACUUAUGCGAGAAUUCAUAUGAAGCUGCCGAUGGAAAGAAGCAAAAAGCAGCCAUGGAUAGCUUCGAUGACACGGGAGUCAUGGCAUUAAUAUGUCGCCACAACAUUCCCCUCUUCUUUGCAAACAUCGACACUCCAGGCGAGCAGCAGAAAUACGCCGUCGCCCUUAUUGAUCACCUUUUUGUGUUAUUACCUCGAAGUGCAACAGUUGUCACUCUGUAUGACGUGGGAUGUGUUCUCUCACGAUCAUUAAGUCAGUACAACAUACUUCCCGAAGCUGUGACAAAGCGCUUGCGAUUUGCAACAACGGCCAUGCAUGCCUAUGGCCACGAAUGGUCGUGCCAACUUGUUCACAACCCACGCAUAUGCAAAGGCCUUGGCCUUUCAGACGGAGAAGGCACCGAGAGGCUAUGGUCAAGAUUUAUCCGCUUGAUAGGUAUUCAGCGCUCCUCAUCUAGACAGUCUGCUGCCAUCGGUCUUGAGAUGCGUGCUGACCUCAGUGAUUGGAUCCGGCAUUGCCUUAAGCGGGGAAUUCAUGAACAAGGGACAGCUGCACAGACCACGCUGAGUGAGUGUGAUGCGACGAUUGAAGAUCUGCGACAUCAAUGGGCUCUGCAGCGACAGUCACAGUUGUCCAUCCGUGCUCAUGCUCCUGCUCGGCUCAAGAAAGAGCUGGACACCGUGUUUGCCCUACAAGGUGACCUCGAUGCCUCUGACAAGGCUCUUCAAGCAACAAGUGAGGUUAUUACAAAGGGAAAUGUAUCCCAACGCACACUCGAUGCGAUCGAGAGCCUCGAACGAAGUCACCAAUGCCUCAUGGACAAAGUUGAUGUGUUAUAUGCUUCCCUCAACGUUCAUGACAAGUUCCCCGAGCUGGAAGGAAUAAACAUCAAAUUUGUUUGGACACUUCUCUUGGCACGCGACCUCAAGAUCAACAUUCAGAAGCAUGCAAUUGGAAGCUUCUUUGAAUGGGACAAGCUCGAUCAUGCCGUUGGUGGCACACAACAAGCAUUAGGGAUGAAACUUCACCAGCAGACCCAAAAGGCCAUAUCGAAGCGACAACCAGCCUUGCUGGCCGCACUACGUAAAUUCAAUGGAUACUGCGAACGCCUCGAAGAACUAUACGAACCAGGCUGUGGUAUUCCUCUUCCAAUGCCUCUCCCCACCAAGCUGAAUGAACUCCGCAAUGAUCAAACACUGAUGGAGGAUAUUUGGAUCACACCUUCAGUUGGGGAGGUUCCUCGUUGGCUGGAUGAUCAGGAUAUUCGUGAUGGGAUAUGCGCUAUGUUAAAGCGCGAUAGAUGCAUCGAGGAGCAGCGACGUCUUGGGCUAGAAGCUGACAAUCUUUGCAGGUGGUUUGGUGAUGAACUCGCUGCAAUAGAACUCACCCUGCAGUUGCCUGAAAACAUCAGAUUUUCUAUCUUACUACGUCAGCGGCAGGAACAUCUCCAACAUCUUCAAAUCCGUUGGUCUAACCCACUUGCGUCAUCACUACGGUUUGAGUCCCGUGCAAAACAUGCUGAAUCGUUAGUGAUGCGGAUCUUAGGUGCUUCCAAAGACACUGCGCUUCACUGGAUUCCUCAAACAUCGAUAUCCUGUGCCACUACCCUGGAGGAGGGCAAAGAGGAGGGCGAAGAGGAUCCAGAGGUUAUCGCUGCGUCCUUCGAUGAUCCUCCACCCGAGCACAUUGCUUUUGCUGACAUAAUAAAUGUUGACACUCCUGACAGUGAAGAUGAAGAAGACAUCAAUAUUGCAAUCGAGCCUCAUGCACUCAUUACCUGGCACACUCCCGAGCGAGUCAUUGUUGACCCAGUACCACCAAUGAAUGACACUACCGUUAUUGUCCCUGGAGUCAUCACCACCAGGGUUCGUCCUCCCCGCGAUGCAUUCCCACAUCAAAUUUUCGAACCAAAGGAUAUCAAGAUCCUUGCAUUGCCUACUGCACUGCUGAACGACAGCCUCAUCAAUGGUUGUGCAGCAUUGCUUUAUUCUGAGUCUCUGCAAGCUUCUCCUGCUGUAGCGCAAUAUGCGAUCUUGUCCACGCACGACCUCCCCCGCAUUCGGUACAAUGCGUCUGAUGACGUGCUUUGGUGCAACAUAUCGUGGACUUGUUAUUGGGCCAAGGACGUGUGGAUCAUACCGAUUCAUAGACCCUCAAUCAUUGGUCAUUGGGUGCUAUGUAUUGUGCACCUCCAGAGCAAGGAACUUCACCUAUUCGAUAGCUUUGCCGAGCAACGACCUUGGAAGAGCGAUGUCAGAGUGAGCACCAUUGUAGUUCCUCUUUUAUCAUUCAUCCAGACUCAAUACAUCUAG